AUGCUGCCGAUUCUCACCUGGGCCUACCUGCGUCACCUUGCCGUGCAGUACCAUGCCGAUCCGGCCGGACCAGCAUUCGGGAGCGUGCAGCCGCGCGAACCAGCGACACCAUAUCGAUUCGCCGUAGAGAACUUCCCGGGGAGCCAUGGCUUCCACUGUGACCCGAUACCGAUGCCCCACGGGGGCUCACUUCCCGCAGCGGGCACCAUCAGCAACGCGUCCGAUGAGGGCCGAGGCUUUGGGCCAGAUUUAGAUCGACGCCCCGGUGACCUUCGAUUCCGGCCACCCAACUGUGGCUCGAAGUUAGAUAUUCGCUUCGGCUUAGGUAACGAUUCCGGAGCUGGGAUCCUACCGCCCUCUGCGUCGGUGGAGCUCGGUGGCAGCGCCUUUACAUCGAGCAUGCGUUUCCGGGAGCAGGAGGGGGACACGUUCGGAGUUUCGAGGCACGUUCCUGUCGCCGUCGCCGCUGCCGCCACGGGAUCUCCCUCGCCACUCACCACCGUCCAGCCUGGACUGGUAAGUUCCGUUGGUUCGUUCGUCGCGGUGAACGAUGCCAUCGGCAUGAACAUUACGCCGGCCUUAUCGCAGGUCCUUUUAGCGCCGCCCGCAACCAGCGGCUCCGGAGCGUCCAUCAUUGCGGCCGCGAACGGCGCCGCCGACGACAACGGAACGCGGGGCGAGGAGAUAAAUUCCUUUUACUUUUAUGAGACUGAACAGUUCGCGGUGAUGUGGGUGCUUUUCACCGUGAUCGUCCUGGGAAACUCGGCCGUGCUAGUGACGUUGAUGCUGAAUCGGACCCGCAAGUCACGAAUGAAUUUCUUCAUAAAGCAGCUCGCCAUAGCCGAUCUGUGUGUAGGUUUGCUGAGCGUCCUGACGGACAUCAUAUGGCGCAUCACGGUGGUUUGGCGUGCCGGAAAUGCCGCCUGCAAAGCGAUCCGAUUCGUGCAGGCGUGCGUCACCUACGCCUCCACGUACGUCCUGGUGGCGCUUAGCAUCGAUCGGUACGAUGCCAUCACCCAUCCGAUGAACUUCUCCGGCUGCUGGAGCCGCGCUCGGAGGCUGGUGGCAGCCGCUUGGAGUUUCAGUAUCCUUUUCUCCCUACCGAUAACAUACUUUUACGAGGAGCGACUAAUACAGGGAAAAAUGCAAUGCUGGAUCGACCUGGUAGAGGCGUGGCGGUGGCAGCUUUACAUGUGCUGGGUGUCGGGAUCACUCUUCGUCGUCCCUGCGCUCAUCAUUUCCGCCUGUUACGCCAUCAUCGUUCGGACAAUUUGGGCCAAAGGCACCAUUCUCGGCCCAAUCGAUCGAACACACAAUGGGAUGGCGGACCUGGCCAGUAGGAGGGCCAGUUCGCGUGGCAUCAUUCCUCGCGCCAAGGUGAAGACGGUCAAGAUGACGAUCGUGAUCGUGAUCGUGUUCGUGGUGUGCUGGUCACCGUACAUCAUCUUCGAUUUGCUGCAGGUGUUCGGCAAGAUUCCGCCAACGCAAACCAACGUGGCCAUUGCCACCUUUAUCCAAAGUCUGGCCCCGCUCAACUCGGCCGCCAACCCGCUCAUCUACUGUCUCUUCUCGACGCAAGUUUGUCGCAUGAUCAAGAGACUGCCGCCCUUCCGAUGGUUGUGGUCGACGAAAUGGUGCUGCCGGCCGCACGAUUCCGGCAACCUUCCGCUCGGCAACGGAACGACGGCCAACGGGACGGCACACGGCCGUUUCCACAACCACAACAGCAGCGACUCGAUGCGAACGCUGACCACUUCGUUGACCGUUUCCCGGCGAUCCUGCCUCCGCCCGCCCCGGGUCGUCAUCGUCGAGCGGCCAAAGACGGAACUCGCCAUGUCUGAGGUGUAA
This is a messenger RNA of Anopheles coustani, 1848 nucleotides long. Its product is annotated as cardioacceleratory peptide receptor-like. Gene Ontology annotation, biological process: G protein-coupled receptor signaling pathway. The record is from RefSeq and is a predicted model, not a curated record. Gene Ontology annotation, molecular function: vasopressin receptor activity. Lineage: Eukaryota; Metazoa; Arthropoda; Insecta; Diptera; Culicidae. Gene Ontology annotation, cellular component: membrane. The coding region runs from base 1 to 1848 and encodes 615 amino acids. The transcript has 8 exons.